AUGGCGACGAGCGACGAUUUGUUCAACAAGUGCAUGAUCUACCUGAAGGAGGACGCGUCCCAGUCCACAGCCAUCUCGCUGGCCAAGGCCAUCCAGGAGGUCAUCGACGACAGGACCAUCGUCCAGAACGCAAGGCCAGUGCUUUGCCGGGUGCAGGCGACCAAGGAGUUCAAGCCCCUUGCUCGUCAGGCCGGGAAGUUUUACGCGCUCUUGGAGAAGUACGGGAUUGACAAAAACACCAUCAGCAUCAAAUUUCAAGUGUACUCGCGCUCAUUUGUGGUACGUUCAGUGGCUUCUUCGAGGCCAGUGCGGAUUGCGACAUGGACGGAGUGA
Messenger RNA from Prorocentrum cordatum, 333 nucleotides. The record is from the annotation of a GenBank genome assembly. NCBI's taxonomy places the organism in Eukaryota, Dinophyceae, Prorocentrales, Prorocentraceae.